CGCGCUGUGAAGGAGCCAUUUUGUGCGACUGCCGUAAGUGUCGCAAGCGAUCAUUUACAGUUCUGAAGAGUUUUAUAAAUAAUCUGUAAAAUUAGAGAGCCAGAACCAUGGAGAAGUCACAGAAAAUGCCGAAAGUGGCAAAGGUGAAGAACAAAGCACCGGCGGAGAUACAAAUUACCGCGGAGCAACUGUUGCGCGAGGCGAAGGAGCGUGACUUGGAGAUCCUACCGCCACCGCCAAAGCAGAAGAUUUCAGAUCCGCAUGAGCUUGCCGACUAUCAGCAUCGCAAGCGCAAGGCGUUCGAGGACAUUAUCCGUAAGAACCGCAUGAUCAUCACUAACUGGAUGAAGUAUGCCCAGUGGGAGGAGAGCCAGAAGCAGAUUCAACGAUCGCGAUCUAUUUAUGAGCGAGCACUGGAGGUGGAUCAUCGGAACAUAGCGCUAUGGCUGAAGUACACGGAAAUGGAGAUGCGCAAUCGACAGGUCAAUCACGCCAGGAACCUGUGGGAUCGUGCGGUCACGCUGCUGCCACGGGCCAAUCAAUUCUGGUACAAAUACACGUACAUGGAGGAGACUUUGGAGAAUAUCGCCGGCGCACGUCAGGUGUUCGAGCGGUGGAUGGAGUGGGAGCCGGACGAGCAAGCUUGGCAGACGUACAUCAAGUUCGAGCUGCGCUACAAGGAGAUCGAUCGCGCGCGGCAGAUCUACGAGUGCUUCGUGAUGGUCCAUCCCGACGUGAAACACUGGAUCAAGUACGCACGCUUCGAGGAGUCGUACGGAUUUAUCAAGGGCGCGCGCGCGGUGUACGAACGGGCCGUACAUUUUUACGGGGACGAGGGGCUGGACGAGAAGCUGUUCUUGGCGUUUGCGAGAUUCGAGGAAGGCCAGCGGGAACACGAUCGAGCUCGGAUAAUCUACAAGUACGCGUUGCAACACCUGCCGAAGGACAGCACGCAGGAGAUCUACAAGGCGUACACGAUUCACGAGAAGAAGUACGGCGAUCGUUCGGGCAUCGAGGACGUGAUAGUGAGCAAACGGAAGCAUCAGUAUGAGCAGGAGGUCAAGGAGAAUCCCUCGAAUUACGACGCGUGGUUCGAUUAUCUGAGACUGGUGGAGUCGGAAGGUAACGCCGACGUGAUCCGCGAGACGUAUGAGCGGGCGAUUGCCAAUGUGCCGCCCACCAAAGAGAAGCAGUUCUGGCGCAGAUACAUCUACCUGUGGAUCAAAUACGCUCUCUUCGAGGAGUUGGAUGCCAAGGACAUGGAACGAUGCCGACAGGUGUACAAGGUGUGCUUGGAGCUGAUACCACACAAAAGUUUCACCUUCUCCAAGAUCUGGCUGCUCUACGCGUACUUCGAGAUACGGCAGAAGAAUUUGACCAAGGCGAGAAAGACGCUGGGUCUAGCGCUGGCAAUAUGCUCAACGGAUAAGCUCUAUCGAGGCUACAUCGAUCUCGAGGUGCAGCUGGUGGAGUUCGAUCGGUGCCGCAAGCUGUACGAGAAAUUCCUCGAGUUCGGCCCGGAGAACUGCACCACGUGGAUGCGAUUCGCCGAGCUGGAGACGCGGCUGGGCGAGAUCGAUCGCGCCCGGGCGAUAUACGAAUUCGCCAUCGCGCGGCCACGGUUGGACAUGCCCGAACUACUCUGGAAGUCGUACAUCGACUUCGAGAUCGCCCAGGGCGAGACGGACAAUGCUCGGCAACUGUUCGAGCGAUUGCUCGAGCGCACGCUACACGUCAAAGUCUGGAUAGCGUACGCGAAGUUCGAGCUGCUGAAUCCGCAACUGGAGGACAGUCCCGACAACGUCGUCCUGGCGAGACGCAUCUUCGAGCGCGGCAAUGACGCGCUGAGAUCCAGCGGCGACACAGAGAGCAGAGUGUUACUGUUAGAAGCUUGGAAGGACUUUGAGAGCGAGAAGGGCACCGCUGAGACCCUUGCGAAGAUCAUGGAGAAGAUGCCGCGCAGAGUGAAGAAGAAGCGACGCAUCAUCGGCGAGGACGGCAGUGACGACGGCUGGGAGGAAGUCUUCGACUUUACAUUCCCUGAGGAUGAAUCGCAGAGACCAAAUCUCAAAUUCCUGGCUUCUGCGAAAAUGUGGAAGAAGCAGAGCGAGCAAUCGUCUGAAAUGGACGGGAGCACUAGCAGAGUUUGCAGAUAAAAGAUGACGCACCACGUGAGAGCAUAACUCGUUAUAAGAUGUGAUCCUAAUAAACCGGAUAAGUGCAUCCAUCGCUUCAAAAAUAAAGUCAGUUUCCGGCACGGUGGGAAAGCAUUAUUAAAACACCUUGAAAAUAGACUUUUUAAAUAAUAAUAACACAGAAUGUAAAUGUAGGAUAUUAAAAGAGGAAGGAAAGAA
Messenger RNA from Ooceraea biroi (clonal raider ant), 2354 nucleotides. It is a transcript of the gene crn, whose product is annotated as pre-mRNA splicing factor crn. Gene Ontology annotation, biological process: mRNA splicing, via spliceosome; spliceosomal complex assembly. Gene Ontology annotation, molecular function: protein binding. The record is from RefSeq and is a predicted model, not a curated record. Lineage: Eukaryota; Metazoa; Arthropoda; Insecta; Hymenoptera; Formicidae. Gene Ontology annotation, cellular component: Prp19 complex; post-mRNA release spliceosomal complex; precatalytic spliceosome.